Frankliniella occidentalis (western flower thrips) is the source of this 3022-nucleotide messenger RNA. RefSeq names its product apolipophorins-like. The transcript has 7 exons. Lineage: Eukaryota; Metazoa; Arthropoda; Insecta; Thysanoptera; Thripidae. The record is from RefSeq and is a predicted model, not a curated record. Bases 321 to 2990 code for a protein of 889 amino acids.
AUUUAAAAUCCCUUUUAAUUUUAAUUACAGAGGAUCCUAACAAGAAAUUAUCUCUGAAGGGAGGUUUUGGAUGGGGUCAAGUGGCUGAGAUUAGAGCUACCAAGCAGGAUGGUGAUGCUAAGAAGGACCUGUUCUACGCUACCGUUGCCCUCGAUGAGUCCCACUUCCUUCAGACAGAAUACGGUGGUUCAUACGAUAAUGUCAAGGCUACCAUUGAUGCCCUGAGGAAGGAGGGAACUACCUUUGCCAGCCAAGCUAGGAUCCAGAUUGCUGAUGCUCUCUUGGAGGGUAACAACAACAUUGCAGAUGUUGCUGCAGAAAUGAAGAAGGCCAAGCCAAACCUUAAGCCAGUUAUUGAAACUUACCAGAAGGAACUGAAGGCUCUUUCUGACGAACUUGCCAAUGAGAAACUUGCCAAGGAAAUCACUGACAUCAUUAAGGAAGUCGUCUCCCGCAUUACCGCUAUUUUGGACAAAAUCCAGACAGAGCUGCAUAAGUAUGUAGAGAUCCUGGAGAAACCUUUGAAGAGGUUGAGUGAAACUGUGAAACAGUGGGUUGCUAAACUUACUGAGGUUUAUGCCUCCGUUGCUGAAUCAGCUGUUGGUGCAGUUGAUGCUAUUGCCCAGGUGAUUGCUAACUACAUGAGCCAGGUUGUCGAACUGGUCCGUAAGCAUGAGGAGGACAUCAAGAAGAUUGCCACCACCGUUGGUCAGGGUAUCCAAGACAUUGGCCGUAUUGUUAGCAAGGCUGUUGGGCAGAUCCGUCAUGAAGUAGAGGACUUUGUCAAGCUCUUCAUGGAACAGCUGAAGGCUCUUCCCAUCUAUGAGGUCUUGAAGGAAAGAUACGCAGAGCUCAAAAAGAUGCAAGUACCUGAGCAGACUUGGACUAUUAUUCGUGACAUGAUUGACGCCCUGGGUGCCUCCAUGCCUACCCCUGAGGUCGGUGAUCUUCUGCAGACUAUCAGCAGCUACGCUGAGAAGCACCUGAAGCACCAGAAGGUUAAUGACCUGGAGGAGCUGAAGGCUAUCUACAACAACGCCAUCCUCGCCCUGAAGUCCAUCGUCAAUCUGAUCAAGUCUCAAAUUUCCCAGGAAGACAUUGACAAACUUCUCAAGUUCACUGCUGUGCCUCUGCCUGGAUCCUCUUGGUUCCAGCUGCCUAUCUUUGCUCCCAUUCAUUUCAGCCCUCUUAAGUGGCUGCAGAGUGGCGACCUGCCUUCUCUCUCUGAUGCUUACUACACCUACAGACCCACUCUCAACCCCCUUGACUGGGUGCCUCCUUACAAGAUGUAUGGUAUCCUUGUGGACUCCAGCAACUUCUACACCUUUGACCGUAAAUACUACAACUUCAAGGGAGCCUGCUCCUAUGUUCUGGCCCAGGACUUUGUUGAUGGCAACUUCAGCUUGAUUGUCAACCUGGAGGGUGGCAAGUUUAAAUCAAUCCUUUUGAAUGAUGCAAAGGACUCCAUUGAACUGGAAUCUGACAUGUCAAUCCUCGUAAAUGGAAAGCCUCAGGACUUCCCUGCCCAUCAGGGUGGUCUGUCUGCUUGGCGCCGUUAUGACAAUGCCAACCUUAGGUCCGACUCAGGUGUCUUUGUCACUUGCGACAUGAAGAGUAACGUCUGCCAGUUCUUCCUUAGUGGCUUCUACUUCGGCAAGACCCGUGGUCUUCUUGGCAACAUGAACUAUGAACAGUUUGACGACCUUGCUCUUCCCAAUGGAAAGAUUGCCAACAAGAUUUCCGAGUUUGGAAAUGCAUGGAAGGUAAACUCUGAGUGUGCUGAUGUCCCUAACGCUGAACACGACCAUGGCAAGGAAUCUUACUCUGAGUGUGCUAACAUCUUCAGUGGCAACUCUCCUCUCAGCUCUUGCUUCCCUUACAUCAACCCUGGUGCUUUCCGUACCGCCUGCGAUCACGUUGCUACCGAGGCAAAAUCUGAAGCUGACAAGAAGAAGGCUGCCUGCAAUCUGGCAUUUGCCUACACUCAGUCUUGCCGUUAUGAGCAUGUGAAGGUUGACAUCCCAUCCAGCUGUGUCACCUGUUCUACUGGUUCUAGCAAAGUAGCCCUUGGAGAUCUUGUCAGCGUCAAGUCUCCCCAGACUUCAGCAGACAUUGUUCUGGUUGUAGAGCAGAUUACUCCCAAUGAGGAAGUGUUUAAGGACCUUGUUGUUCCCCUCAUUGCAUCUCUCAGCAAUGAACUCAAGGGCAAGGGCAUCACCGAUGUUCACUUCUCUCUGCUCGGAUUUGGAGCUCCUGACCAGAAAUGGCCGUCCCACUACACCUCUGGUGGCGACCUCUCCUUUGAAGGCAAGAGCAAGAACAUUUGGUUCGGUGCUCCCACCACCUAUGAAAAGCCCCUGGAUACUGUUGAAAAGAAGAUUAAGUGGGUUAAACACCAGGUUGACCUGGAGACUGGAAAUCUGAGGCUCAUUGACGCCUUCAAAGAAGCUGGAGACUACCCCUUCCGUGCUGGUGCUGUCAAGUCCAUCAUUGGUGUGAUGGGUCAGGCUUGCGAGGGCUCUCUGCUGCCCAUCUCGCUUAUGCAGAUUCGUACUCACCUUGCCAGCUACGCUUACCGUGACCAGGGCAUCUCCCUCCACAUCAUCUCUCCCUUGAGUGAUCUGGCCCUGGACAAUGACAAGCCCUCAAGUGAAAUUGUUGGCUUUGACUCUGAGCAUGUGUACACUCUGGGCGAUGACAAGAAGAAGCCCUUCGAAGGUAGCUCAGAGCUGCGCGACCACCUCAAGAACGAGUCAGAUACAUGCAUCAAGGUUGCUCUAGGUAGCUAUGGAUCAGCAUUCAGCUCAAAGAACUUCUUGGCCUCUAAACCACCACAGAGAAAGCAGUUUGUCAGUGUGGUCUCCAAGAGGGUGACUGACUCUCUGGCAGGAGGUGAAAUUACCCAGGACUGCAAGUGUUCUCUGCAUGAUGGUCUUCACCCCAAACUUAACUGCAGAGUUGUCAACCGAGCGGAAAAGAGGCACGGGUGAAGACUGCAGCGUGAAGAACUGACAACCUAAUU